GUUUUUGGUAUAAUUCGGUUAACCCCAAAAAAGAGUUGUCGAGUAUAUUGCGCUCCCGGCAUCGAUAGCCAAAUUCAGACGUUGAGCUUGAUACAUAACUGUCACCUUGCGGGACAAUGUUCGAUGAAACUUCUAGACGAAACUUACAAGUGUCUACUUCUUUCGCCAAUCAAGCCUAAGUGGAGAUUGAUAAAAUUGCAGUCGCUUCGUGAAUGUCAAUUCCUAGAAAAUUCCUUGAAAGAAGGGGCUUCAUUUUAGCCACGACGGUGAGUGAGUAGUCGAAGUUGAGAUAGUCAAAUAAGCGAAGGGUAGGGAAAUCAACAAGAAGCCAAAAAGUUCAGCUCUUGCUAUUGAAAUCGUCACAGAAGAUAGAUAGGAUUACACAGCACCAUUGGGACUCGCCAUACACAGCAGGAGCGUUUUGGGACAGCUUUCAAUCUUCUUGAUCAGACAUCUUUAAUUAUUUAGUACCACGCCAAUCGAAAGGGUUUUUGCUCUGUCCACCAUUGCUACCUUCCCCUGGCACACUUAUGGAUGAAAUUCUGGUAGGACUCAAAAGUCUACUCAUCUUUCAAAGCAAAUACCUGGCGGUUAAAUAAAGCUGAUUGCUAUUUGAAACAGCUUCAUCAGUACUUGACUGAUUGAUACCCAACUUAGCAUGGAUUGGCUGAAAUUGAGUGGUGGUAUCCCAUCUUUGUCUCUCAUUCCAUUAGGAAUUCUCCACAAUAACAAAUAUUACAUCAGUGAUGAUUGUUUGCUUCACCUUGAGGAAAUUGUUGAAAAACUCAACUGCGAAGACCCAACUACUCGUCCACUUCGGUGUGCCCUCGGCUUCAUGGACAUUCUAAAUAAGGAUCUGAUCCCUAUCCUGAUCAACAGUAAGGAUCAACCCAGCGUCUUUUGUUCUACAAUCAAGUUGUUGGUUGGUCUAACGGUCCCCGUCGAAUGUCUCGUCUGCGUGGAUACUUCCAACCAGAGCCCGACUUCCCAGCACAUCGUUCACGAGCUAACCCAACUUCUUUACAAUGCUAAAGAAGCUUUCCUUGAUCCCAGGGCCACUCGAGCCGUUAUCGAUCAUCUUCAUCGUCUUUUAGAGAAGCAACCGUUGUCGAGUGACGACAGCGAGUCGGUAAAUCACUCGCUGCUUCUCAUUCGGAACAUCCUUCACGCUCCCGAACGACCCCCAAACAUGACUGAGGUCGGCGAUAAUGAAGCUGCAAUAGCUUCGGCUCAACCGGGCUCCAACAAUUCGCAGACGCCGUAUCUCGGCCCGCACUCUCACAGCCACGGUUUUACAGCCGACUGUUCACAGCAGAAUCGCCUAUUGUGGAACCUUUUUUCGCAAGGACUCGAUCGACUUCUCAUCAACUUGUUGGCCUCUUCUCAGAAGAACGAGUGGGUGGUGACGAUCGUGCAGCUUAUCGCUCUCUUCUACAAAGAUCAGCACGUGGAGAACAUGCAGAAAUUGCUGGGCACGUGGAUCAAUCCUACCACGUCCGAAUCAUCCGAAGACGAUGACGAAAGCAACACAUCGCCUCCCAUCGGCCCGUGCAACAGCCCCCAGAUCCUGACUUCUUCCUCCGAUCCGACAUCCGAUUCGUCCGACUCGGCGCAGAGGAAAGCUUCCGCUCUAGCUCCUCAAGAUGAAAACUCCGAGGCAAAUCAAAACGAAUCACAAACAGAAACUAUGACGACAAUUGAAAAGAAGGCGGUUGUAACAAAUACUGCUUCCACUACGUCGCCAGGAGCAACGACUCAAGUGGCUACUGGAAAGUCAAGUCGUAGUAAAGGUCACAAAUUUUCGACCGUUUCUGGAGCACCGGGAGGAGACACUGCUAGCACAUCCAGCACUGCUCCUUCUCAAUACAGUAGCCAGUCGGACAAAUCGCGACGGUCCAGUCAGCACAGCGUAUCCAGUGGCUUCCACUCGGAGAAUUCUGGAAAUCAACAUCCCAGUCAUCACGCCAAGGAUUCUGAUGAUCACAAAGAAAAAUCUUCCAAGCGACGUUGUCACGGCAACUCUCAGAAUUCUGAACGAAGAAAUGAAACCGUUAUUCCGACUACAAUUCAAACUCCCGUCAUAAUUAAGGAAGAAAUUCUUUCAACUAGUUUUAGUGGAACGCCGACUGUAACUCUCCAGCAAACGGAGGAUACAAACAAUAAAAGAAGUAAUAAAGUUACUCACAAAACGGGAAAAGUUCAGCCUCCAGAGAAGGAACAGCGCAGAAAGAAAUUGAGUAAACGCAGUCGAACGAUGGGUCACAUCAAGAUGAAGGCCGUUCAGUACACUCCGACCGAGGAAGACAUUUCACAACUUUUGAAAGAAUUCACCGUUGACUUUCUCCUCAACGGUUACAACGCAUUGGUGGGCGAACUGCACCAGCAACUGCUGCAACAGGACGACCUUCCAUUGGACAAAUCGCACUUUCUCUGGCUCAUAACCUACUUCCUACGCUUUGCGUCCCAACUGGAGUUGGAUAUGGAACACUUUAAAGAUGUCUUCACUAUUGAUCUUUUAUGCUACCUGACUUGGGAGGCUGUCCGGGAGACGGAGGAAUUCGAAAUGAAUUCAUUGCGGCCUUCAAUCGACCUGAAACCUUGUCUGAGGCGCCUACAUCUGGGCGUCACCGCUAUUCGCGAAUAUCUUCAAGCGUUGGAAACGUAUUCGCGUCUUGGCAGUUCACAGAAUGCCGCUGGGAAUGGAUCGUCCCAAGGCUACGAAGAACGAAUUUGUCAGCUACGUGGUUACCUGCCGGCGAUACGUGAUCUCCGUCAACUUUUCCUGCUCCAACUUCGUCAUUUCAAUCCAAUUAUUCAGAGUCGUCGUUAUCUCCGUGACGUCAUCACAGCCAAUCACGUCCUUUUGCUGACGCUCGAGCGAGCCGCCCAGCAGUCGACGUACGGGCCGAGCUUUGAUUUGCGGGAUCAUUUGCAUCAAUUCUGCUCCAAGACGAUACUCACUCGAUACGGAACCGCCCUCGAGGAUUUCAAAACCAACGGCCCUUUUGUCAACGACUGCAUUCUGACUGUAUUGCAUCAUAUCGGAGCUGAUCUUGGACGAGCUGAUCUCUUGUGCGAACCGGUUAUUUUGCGUUCCUUCAGCAAAAUCUGGGAGGAAGAAUUCAAUAUGUGUGACGAUUGGGACGACCUUAUCGAAUAUGUUGUGCAGAAAUUUUUGCGCAAUUUUCAGACCGGCGGCUGUUACGAUGUUGGGUCACCACAGAGGAGCGUGAGUGGAUCGCCGGAUCAAAUGGGUGGUUCGCCAGCUACCGACACUGAAGCCCAACAACAGUUUGACGCUCAGGCAUCUCCAGCAGGAGACGAUGAUCCAUUUUUCGAUGCUCCUCGCACCGAUAUUGAAUCACUCAGGGGAUUCCAAAAACAGCUCGACUGGAUUCAGUCUUCCUUAUUGGUUUCCUGCUCUGCUCGUUUGGGCACCUACAAUGGCCAAGAAUUCCGUAAUCCGAUCGCCAGUCUCAGUCGCAAAAUGAAGGUGUCAUGUCCGAUCAUUCCAUGGACGGAAGUCGAAGCAUCUGCCCUGCGCUCGGAUCUCUUCCUCUUCCUGCUUCAUCGCUUGGGCCUUCUUCCGCCCAUCCCUCAUGCCGGACUAUAUCCUCGUAUCCCCCCGGAAUGGUCUACGGAUACUAUAUACAGCGUCGCUCUCUCGUUUGGCCCCAUCGAUCAGCAGAAAGUCGAUUUCGAUUUGUCACUCGUCAGCAAAGUCGAGUUACCCAUUCCCAGCUCGCUCGCAGAGAUGCCUGCAGAUGGAUCCCUACCACUGACUUGGCAACCUUAUUUGGGUCCGGGGCCGUCCACAUCGCUGUCGGCGGUCCCCCAUCAUUGGCUGCAUUGGGUUGAACAAUCAGGAUCUUUGUUCCGAUCAGCAGAAAUCACAAGUCACGGACACAAUAGUAGCCACAGCAUCAGUAAUCACAGUCAUCGACCGCUCGAUAGCAUCAGCACGACUAGUUCGUUGGAAGUCCACAAAACGGACUCGAGCGAUGACGAAGAAAUGGAAGAUGCCGUAUUAAAUGCGUGUACCGGUAGUGGAAUGGGCAAUAUGACAGAAGGUGAACCAGUUUCGUCAAACGAAUCUGUUUCCAUGGAAGAAGUCCGUCCUGACUGGGCAGCGAUGCAAAUGAACACAGGUGGAGGUGGAGACUCUAGUAGCAAUGAAGAAAUGGCAGCGAUUGGAAGUGAAAUUUCCUUGUCCCGUGAUGGCCGGGAUGUUUAAUUAAAUUAAAUGUCUUUCCUCAUUCAUCUAUCCAGUUUUCCUUAGAAACAAUUAAGUUUUGGUAUUGAAUUCUAUUUGAUCGAACAAAGUUUGAUCAAACUGCAGUUCAACGUUUCAACGUCCGUUUAUUAUUUUCGUUCUUUGAACAAUUCAACGAUAACUUUUAUGACAGCUCAGUUCAUUAUUUGAUUUGAUGAUUUCAGUUUUUACUUUUUUUACCGUUCACUUUAUUUUUUAACAGUCUUUUAUUUUUGAGUUUUCUUUUUUGGUUGGUAACGGACCUCAAUCUAGAGUAGAACAGUAUUUGGAAAAACCCUCCACUUGCUUAAGAAUUUUAUUGCUGUGUCAAAUAUUAUAUCUACACGUCAAUGUUCGACGAGUUAAGGUUUGAGCAUGUUGCAGGCCAUUGUGAUUUAUCCCAUAUUUUAAAAGAUUUAAGUAAUAUUUCAUGAUGGACAAACUUUAAGCCACACGCAAGUAGAUAACAUAUAUAAUCCCAGUAUAUUCAUUACGGCGGACACCAGUGUUUCGUGGCCUACGCGAUAGUGACCUGAUUGUUUCUCUCUGUGAUUAAGGGAUGAACGACAAACGUCACGUUCGUUGAUACGCCAUCAUUUAUUCAAAUCGUUCGUCGGAUUAUGUGUUAAUAUAAUCAUGUAUAGUCAUCAUAAAGAAUAAACGUGUGUCAUAUCAGAAA
Molecule: messenger RNA, 4931 nt
Organism: Daphnia pulicaria
Lineage: Eukaryota; Metazoa; Arthropoda; Branchiopoda; Diplostraca; Daphniidae
Product: protein timeless-like
Exons: 17
Coding region: 659-4234 (1191 amino acids)
Biological process (GO): DNA replication checkpoint signaling; DNA repair; replication fork arrest
Cellular component (GO): replication fork protection complex
Molecular function (GO): DNA binding
Source: RefSeq, a predicted model, not a curated record